Fimicolochytrium jonesii is the source of this 816-nucleotide messenger RNA. RefSeq lists its product as uncharacterized. The record is from RefSeq and is a predicted model, not a curated record. Lineage: Eukaryota; Fungi; Chytridiomycota; Chytridiomycetes; Spizellomycetales; Powellomycetaceae. The coding region runs from base 1 to 816 and encodes 271 amino acids. The transcript has 5 exons.
AUGCGGCUAUUUUCCGCUAUCCCGCUGCGCAAAUCUCGAAUCCAGUCAUCAGUUCGGAUCGACACGCCGAUCCUAGGCACUCAUAUCCUGGAUGUUGGCCGAUGUCGCAUGGGGAAACUCACUGAUGAACGCAAGCGGGAGCUGUGGGGGCAGUUUAUCAACAUGAAUCACAAACGGGUAUUCCGCUACCACUUCAAGAAGCCAGGGCUCAAGUAUGGGCAUCAGGCUUGGAAGCGCAGCAAGGCCCAAAUGCGGGAAGAAGUCAAGCAGCUGUAUUUUGAGCACCACAUCGCCGAACUACGGGAGGCUCCAAACAUCGUCAGCAUUGAUCCGGGCAAAUACACAUCCAAUCAACGGGCGGUCGAGACAAAGUCUCGGUACUUUCAAAGAGACAUGAGAGAGCGAAAGAUCAAUGCCGCCAUCCCUGAGAUGGAAUCACAUAUUCCAUCGCACAAGAGCAUGAACAUCGAGGCGUUCUCAGCGUUCAUCGUGGAUUACGAACAUGCGGAUCCCGCCCUGGAUGAGUUUUACCAGGAUGAGAUUCACGUCGCUCGCAGAUUCAAGGCGUUCUCACUGCGGCAAAAGUCUGAGAGCAAGCUCAUUAAGAACAUGCGACGCCGGUAUGGAAAGCAUUUUUCGGUCAUCUUGGGUGAUUGGAGCGAUGCUGGGAAAACGAUGCGCUUUCAGGAGUCAUCGAAAACCAAGGGAUUCCGCACACUCUUUGCGAGAAACGGCAUUCCAUGCUACUUGCUGGAUGAGUAUCGAACGUCGUCCGUGUGCCCCGACUGCCAUGGGCAUGUGAAGAAAAACAUCUGA